Molecule: messenger RNA, 2113 nt
Organism: Nerophis ophidion (straightnose pipefish)
Lineage: Eukaryota; Metazoa; Chordata; Actinopteri; Syngnathiformes; Syngnathidae
Gene: b4galt4
Product: UDP-Gal:betaGlcNAc beta 1,4- galactosyltransferase, polypeptide 4
Exons: 7
Coding region: 453-1487 (344 amino acids)
Biological process (GO): carbohydrate metabolic process
Molecular function (GO): glycosyltransferase activity
Source: RefSeq, a predicted model, not a curated record
AGCACGUUGACGCUUUACAGCUGCUACCUGGGAAAAACAUGUUACAAAGUAAUAGCAAUAUUAACAUAUUUUAAUAAGUAACAUGAAUAAUAUUUCUAAAGACGUUGGCUGACUUACAACACCGCGGUCUGAUGCGCGGUGUACUUUUUGUGCUGAGGUUUGAAAGCUUUCGUCUGCGUUGGUUGGCUGCCGUCAGCGAACGAGCAGGAUAGUCUUAGAAAAAAAAGAAGCUCCGGAGGAAGAUUGCUGAAGGACUUCUUUUAUGUAAACAUGGGCCGCAUCCGGGCGGAGGAGGACGCGUCGUGAAAGGUGUCGGUGUUUCAUCUCUGAAGGCAGCAUCCAAUUGAAGCCAUAGAAGAUUGUGUAAUAUGUAAAGCAUCAGCAUGCUUCAUCACACAAUGACUGCUCCAUCCAAACAAUAGAGUUAACUGCGGUCACGUCAUCACACAGCCAUGGGCGUCUGUUCAUCUGCCUGCAAGAUGUUGCGCAGGGGAAAGUACUUUUUCCUGCUGCUCCUCUGCUUGUCUGUACUGGCAUGGAUUGCCAUGUUUUCUGGAGAUUUUGUCAAAUCCCUUCCUGUGUCCUCGGUGACAACGCAAGCUCUUGCUAUGCGGGACACGGCACACUCAUGGACGUCAGCGAAGGAUAACAUGAUUACUCCAACGCCAAUACAGGCGUGUCCUCAGAAGUCGCCGCUGCUACAAGGAGCACUAAAGCUGAACUUUGAGCCCACCCUGACACUGAAGGACGUGGAGGGCGAAAACAAGCGAGUAGCUGAAGGCCAGUUCGAACCUUCCUACUGCACGGCCAGGCAGAGCGUGGCCAUCCUUAUUCCGCAUCGCAGCCGAGAGCGACACCUUCUCUACCUGCUGCACCACUUGCACCCCUUCCUGCAGAGGCAGCAACUCCACUAUGCAGUCUAUGUCAUCCAGCAGGCUGGUGAUGUCACUUUCAACCGUGCCAAAUUACUCAACGUGGGUUACUUGGAGGCACUUAAGGACUACAACUGGGACUGUUUCAUUUUCCAUGAUGUGGAUUUGGUACCUGAAAACGACCACAAUCUCUACAUCUGCGAUACACAACCCAAACACCUGGUGGUUGGACGUAAUUCCACUGGAUACAAGCUGCGUUACAAGGGCUACUUUGGAGGCGUCACAGCCAUGAGCAGAGAGCAGUUUCAUCAAGUCAACGGCUUUUCAAACGCCUACUGGGGAUGGGGUGGAGAAGACGACGACCUCUGCAAAAGGGUGGAGCUACAGAAAAUGAAGAUUGUGCGGCCGCCCGCCGGCAUCGCCCGCUACACGAUGGUAUUUCACAAACGCGACAGCGGCAAUGAAAUCAACAAAGACAGCAUGAAGCUGUUAGGACGAACGCCUGUGGUAUGGAAAAAAGACGGACUCAAUAGCUGCUCGUACAAGACUUUAUCGGUGGAGAGGCCGCCGCUGUAUGUAAACCUGACCGUGGACAUUGGAAAGCCACAAAGCUGAGGUUUUUAGUCGAUUGCCAGAUGAGUGCUGAACUACGACCACACAUUUGCAGCAGCGGAAGUGAAAGGUGAUGCUGUGGAUUUCUAACAACAAAUGUUGUCCACUUCAGCUGUGUUCACAUUUCAGCGACUCCUUGUGUGAAGUCUUAAAGUGCCCAAACAUCCACCCAGAACUCAGUACUGUUUGAUUAUUAAUAAGUAUCUAAUGCGAAUCAUCACUUCAUAAUUUCUUAGUAUUUUUUUUAGCUGGAUGCACAUCUUAUCUACAUAUUAUACAUUUAGCAUAUCUGUCUAGAGAGGAAACUGAACUGCAUUUUAUUUUUAGACCAACACCUAAGUUUGGUAAAAGUAGCGUGACAACAUAAAUACUCGGUAGGAACUGAGUAUUUUGAUGUUUUUAUACGUGCAGUGUUUCCACACUAAAAGAUGGUCCACGUGUAUGGAUUGAGCAUGUAGACAUUAUCAUUCCUGGCUUAUUGUUCGAGAAAUAUCAAUACACAUGCGCUCGAAAUAAUUGACCAGGUAAAUUAUUCAAAUGUUGUAUAAUACUGUACCGUACUUAUCUAGAAGUGACAAUAUUGAAAUCUCAAUGAGCAGACAAGUUCCAAAAUAAAGCAAGUGACCUUG